Perkinsus marinus ATCC 50983 is the source of this 154-nucleotide messenger RNA. RefSeq lists its product as hypothetical. The annotation marks the transcript as partial. NCBI's taxonomy places the organism in Eukaryota, Perkinsozoa, Perkinsida, Perkinsidae. The transcript is spliced from 2 exons. The record is from RefSeq and is a predicted model, not a curated record.
AUGUCUGAGAAUGAGCAUGAGUGCACAGAAGGAGCGGACCGGGAUGACUUCUCGAGAGAGGUCUUUGGUGAUGGGCUAGAGUCGGCUAUUGCAGAUAAUGAUGGAGAUGUUGAUUUCGCGUCUUUCCUUAUCUUGGCGAGGCGUAUGAAAAUGG